Centropristis striata (black sea bass) is the source of this 5556-nucleotide messenger RNA. It is a transcript of the gene znf438, whose product is annotated as zinc finger protein 438. NCBI's taxonomy places the organism in Eukaryota, Metazoa, Chordata, Actinopteri, Perciformes, Serranidae. The transcript has 4 exons. Bases 245 to 2587 code for a protein of 780 amino acids. The record is from RefSeq and is a predicted model, not a curated record. Gene Ontology annotation, cellular component: nucleus.
UUGGCUCAAAAUGGCUGGAGAGAAACAUUUAUGAGGAUCGACGGUUUUUACUAGGUAUUUACGAAAAAAUGAGCCUGCUGUAGCUUGAAGGCGCUUCCUCCACAUAACUGGGGAUCCAGGGGGAGUGUGGAGAGGGGGGGACAGGACCACAACGCGGGCACCACCCAGAAAGAGGAGGAGCGAGGGAGCAGCUGAGCAGGAAGGAUCAUCCAAUCGUUGGUAGCCAGUCCAGUCCGGUCUUCAGAUGAAGAGCCUUCAGUUCCGGAGCAUCGCCCCUAAGGCCCCGGCCGUGGUGCCCUCCCCCUCCCCUGCGGUCCUGUCCUGCCAGCCUCCCUCUGCCCUCCCUGAGGCUAGCACUGCCUCCAGUCCCAAGUCCAUCAUUGUGCCCACUCAAAACUAUGCACUGAUGCAAAUAGCAGGUCAGGAUGGCACUUUCUCUCUGGUGGCUCUGCCCCCUUCGGUCUCCUCUCAAACACCACAGCAACAACAGCAACAAACCCAAAAGAACCUCAAGUUACCCAUUCCUAGAUACCAGCCAGUGAGGAGCAAGGGGACCACAGAUAAGGUCAAGUCACCACCACUAGCUGCUAGGGUGAAAACAGCUUCCAAGGUUGCUGUGGCAGCACAGACCAAGGUAAUGGUUAGUGGGGCAUCAACAGUAACAAAGAAAAAACAACAGGAGUCCAAGCACACAAAGGAAAGCCCAGUUCCCAAAGAAGAGCCUUCGGACCAGGUAAUUCUGAUUGACCCAGCCUCCUCUGACAUCUCUGUCACUGCUCUACUCCCAGACAAUGCUGUCCUGUACCCAGGUUCUCAGUUAGAGAGAGCGCCAGAUGGCUCUGCAACAACUAGUCUUAUUCAAAACCUCCAGUACCCCUCUUCUGCUGUCAAAGGCUCCCCAAGCAAAUCCCCGGAGGAAAGUAAGACCACAGUGAGGCUGUGCCAAUCCAAGUCCACUGCAGCUCAGCCCCAGAGCAGUAUCACUGUCCUGUCAUCAGCCAUCUUCGGCAAAACGGUCCAGAUUAUCCCAUCCCCACCUAAGGGUAAACUGCCCAUUCUGCCCUACUCUAAAAUGAAGAGCACCCUCAUCCCAGCUGCCAAGCUCAGCAAUUUGUCCCCAGAGAAGAAGGGUUUCUCUAGCCAGACAGGACUCACCAGCCCCUUAGAUCCUACAUCCAAGACCCUCGAGACAACUGAAACAUUGGGUCACAACCAGGUGCCAAAAUCCACUCAACCCCAAGCCAAGACCACACUCAUGCCUGUGUUGGGGACUGUCGAAAAACCACCUGGCAAGAAGAGGGGAAGGAAGAGAAAGACAAUGGAGGACAUCUUGGCAUUUGAGGCUAGGAAGAAGAGGUCUUUGUCUUUCUUUCGUAGAAGGGUACCAGAGAAACCACCAGCAGUUGUUCCAGGUUCCAAAGAAAAGGAAGUUGAUAUUUCAAAGAAGUACCGCAGCAUUCGACCUAAGCCCAUGAUGGUCAUGGAGACAGUUCCCCAACUCCUUAGUCUGCCUGCUAUUACCCCAGAUGGCCAAGAACAGGAGCUGGUACUUGGCCAUCAGCUCCCCACCACUACCACAACCAAGGCCAUGGACUGUCCUCCCCAACAAGCCCCAGUAACCCUUCACCUGAGAGGGGCCUCCCAUCCGAGGGUGUUCAUAGGCAGCCGUCCCCUCCACCGAUGCCCCACCUGCAGCCGCUGUUUCCAGUUUAAGCAUCAUCUCCAAAGCCACAUGAACAGUCACACCAACAGCCGACCCUAUGUCUGCCCAGUCUGCCGCAAAGCAUAUGCUCACUCCGGCAGCCUGAGCACCCACAUGAAGCUUCAUCACUCUGAGGUACGCCCACGGCGGUCUCUGUGCUGUGAGUUCUGUGAGAAGGCCUUUGGAUAUGUUGGGGUUUACUUCAGUCAUCUGAGAGAGGUCCACAAGGUGGUGCUGACUGUGGAGCCUUCCAUAAGCCAUCAUGAAGAUGACCUGUCUGCAGAGGGGGCCAACUCCCCGGUGCCAUCAGAUGAGCAGGAUCGUGAAGACCCUGUGGAGCUGCAGAUUAAAUGUGGCCGCUGCCAGGCCAUAACUCCCACCUUUGCCGACAUGAAGAUGCACUUGCUGUAUGUGCAUGGGGAGGAAGUCCAGGUUCCACUCCAUGAUGGACAACCAGUGCGGGGUGGCCGUGAGGCUGAGAAUGAGCUGGUAAAGCAUGCUGCCCACUACUGGCGGCAGCUCAACGAAAAGCGCAACCUGGUCAAGUGUGGCAGCUGCGAUGAGGAGUUUUUCUCCUUCUCCAAGCUUAAGAGGCACAUCAUGUCCCACCACCGUGGAAAGGAGGGGGAGGACAGUGGGACCCUUUCAUCACCAGAUAGCGGUGGAGGCCUGGGGGUCCUUGCAGCAGGUGCAGCCUUUAACUGUGUGCUUUGCAGCGAGGUGUUGGACACUAAAGAGGGGGUUAUGGAGCACUGGAGGAGUCGACACCACUGUGAGCAGCCCAGCCUGCUGUGGGAUGCACUGAGCUCCUACUCCGGCCAGGAAGAGGGUGAGGCUGAUGGGGAUCUGGACACUCCUGCUCCAAGCCCACACUAUCCAGCCUAGCCUUUGGAUGGACAUGGAGCCCUUCACUGUGGCUCCUCCACACAUACUCAGUCCUAACAAUCAGCAGCACAGGGAUGGAGAGUUUCUCUUAUGUCUUUUAUCACUAGUUUCAUCUUUCACCAGUUAAUGCAUUUGACUUGGUCUAAAAGGAAAAAAAUAUAUAUAUUAAUCCAAUGGUGAAAAUUGAUCUUUGUGUUACAAUUCAUAAGGGACUCUCUCUAGGUCAGAGAAUCCAAUUUUAUAAACAAUAUUGUUUUUCAUGUUACUUUGAUUGCACUGUUCUGUCUUUGAACAUUUUGUUUGGAGGUUUAUAUUUAAUAUCCUGAUGGAUUAUUUUUUUCUACUGCUUAUUUAAAUCUUGUUAAAGGGUAAUUUAUAACCUAGCUGACACAGUGAUACUGUUAAAGGGUAAUUUCACCCAAAUUCUUAAGUCUUGUGGUAUCUAGCCUUACAGAUCAUUUGAUUUCAUGUGCACAGUUUCAGAGGUAUCUGGUUUUUGAUAUCUGCCUUCACCCAACUGAAAAGUUACAUUAUAAAAAGUCCCAUAUUGUAUAAAGUGAGAUUUCCAUGUCUAGGUGGUAUUUAAGUACUAUGAAAUUGUCCAAAUCUCAGCCUGUGUUCAGAAUCUGCACCUUUUAAAAGUCGUCAUCACUUCUGUGAGGGUGUGAUGUCACAGUGACACUAUGUAUAAGUAGAAAGUGGCGCUACACUACAGUUACAGUCAAAAUUACUUUAUUUAUCUCCGAGGGGAAAUUCAGUCAUUCAGUCAUUCCAUCGGCUUCAAUUACAUAAAGAGUCUACAUGCAGAAGACCUGAAAUACUGACCAAUUGGAGCAGACAUUUUUUGGGAAAUGGUUGGCUUAAAGGGACAGGCACUGAAACAGAGCGCUCCACACAGAGAGUGAAUACAGGUAUAUUCAGACAGACAGUAUGAGAAAAAUAUAGUGUUUUUUUUAACACUAAAGCAUGUAAAUAUGUUCUAGUAGAAACCCAAAAUGAUGAACCUGAAAAUGAGCAUUAUAUGUCCCCUUUAAUGACAACAUCUAUCACUCUAUGGAUUAUCCAAAGGAUAAUUUUCUGUCAAAUACUGUGAGCCCCACAAACAAAAAGUUCCAUUCACCUCCAUUUCAUAGAGUUGCAGGCAGAAAUCUCUUACAUUUUCAUCUAGACUGCAAUUACAAAAUCUGCAUGGCUAGGUACCGCUGUUGGGAGAAACUAUGGUUUGUAAUUUGGGUGAACUGACUCUUUUUAAAAUAGUGAGAAAUGUAAAUCUCACACCAAGGGCACACUGUCUACUGUCACACUGGCUGACAAUUUAUGUAUUGGCCUUGGAUUAUUACAGGUUAAAGUAAAUCAGUAUGUGUACACAAUCCUUUGAUGUAAUAUUGCGCCUCUAAUGGAAAAUCAAUAUUUCAGUCAUGACUUGAACUUUUACAGUCCGAUUAAGGGCAGUAUUCGGGUCCUCUAUCAACCUGGACCCAUGAAGGAACACUUUCCUAACCAGCACCCAAGUGACAUCCUUGUGGCCUUCUGAAAAGAAAAAGAAAAUCGGUGUUCAUGCGUAGUGUGGCUUACCGUCAGUAUGGUCCGCUGUAGGCCAAGUUCGAGCUCCUUGACUUGUUGAUUAUUGCCUAUUUGUGUAUUCUGUGAUAUGCCAAGGGUCUAUUCACACUAGUGAUUGUAGAAGUGAGUUUUGCAUUGAAGCUUUUUAACCACUGACAGAAUACUUUUCGUUGACUUAGUAAAUACGCAAAGGAAACCAUCGAAUUGCCUACCUGUUGUUGCCAGCUCAUGUACGCACCUGUGGAAUUGUGUGCACCCAGACUCUAUUAUUAGAGUUAUUAUAAACUGUUGUCAAGUCCAGAAAAUAUGCUAUUUUAUACUCUAGAUUAAUACAGAGCUCUUUUAGUAUAUUUAUGCUUGUUGUUGGUCCUUAAAGAACCAGCACUGAGACAUUUGUUAUGUUUGCUUCUUCUAAGUUGGGGGAUGCUUAAUGUCUUGUUUCUUGAUGGGAGGCCAUAUGGCAAGUAUCUCUGCUAACAUUGUCUGUGUUUAUCUUUCAUAUGAAGAAAAAAAAAAAACAUCACAGGGUCAAGUGAAUGUACCUGAAUGUUUUCAAAACCCUACCAAAAGUAUAUAUAUAUGCUCUAUAGACUUAUUCCAUAGAUAGAAUAUAUAGAUAUAUUGAGAAAAAAAUAAAUAUAUAUUUACAUAGAGUAACUAGUGAAUCAGCUGCUGUGUUCUGUCAUAGUGGAGGAGGUAAAAAAAAGAGAUGAAUUUAUCAUUGCCAACACUGGCAACAAAAGCCAUGUCGAGCUGUCCUUAUGUGUCUCACACAAAACGUAGGACUGUGAAUGAAGGGCAAAGCACUGAUGUGUACAUGUCGCACUGAGUUGGUUAACUGCAGUAUAGUGUACUACUGGUCAUUAAAUGCCAUGUUUGAGUGUUCAUCAGUGAAAUGUCCUUUGUUUUCAAGCCCUCAACACAAACCAGGAAGUGACAGAAUUAAGGGUCAGACUCUUCUAUCCUCAGAUGAGAAACAUACAUGACUGUCAGCACAAGUCGGAAAGUGAAAAAUCCCACAUUAGGUGAUGUGAUGUGUUUGACUCACUUAAUAUGUUGACUGUGUUAAAAAAAAAAAAAAAAAGACUGAAAGUGUUUGUGCUCGUGACUGUUUGUAAACCUGAGGAACCCGAUGUUUAUGAGAAUAAAGAUAUGGUUUGUUGAGGACAUUGUGAAUGAAGUGUUUUCUUACUAAAGGGGUCAGUUUAGCACCCCUGGGUUAAAAUAAAUGUAAGCUUGCUAACUGCAUCUACAAACCUCUGAUGACUGGUGAGGUGAAAUGGACUUUAUUUGUCACACAGUUUAUAUUUAAACUCUGUUCCUAGUCUGGAUCAAGACCAGAGACUGCCUUUUGAGUAUCUGGGCCUUAGAAAGUAAACAAAAACAUUUAACACGAAUGGAAAUAA